GUUUAUUUUGAAAUACAUUAUAUUUUCAGCUUGGUAAUUUUGGUUUUUCUAAGUUUAAAAUUAACCAAAAUGGGUUUCUUUCUUCAACUAAAGCUUCUUUUGUGGAAAAAUUAUGUAAUUCGGACAAGGCGAAAGGUCCACUGUGUGGUGGAACUUGUCUGGCCCCUGUGUUUAUUUACUCUGUUGAUGCUAAUUCGCACCAAAGGCUUAUUUCAGAAGGUUCAUCAAUGCCACUUUGAAGACAAACCUAUGCCAUCAGCGGGCCAGCUGCUUUUUUACCAAGGGCUUAUUUGUGCAUUCAAUAAUACGUGCCAUGCUUCUGCAGACAUAGCUGACAGGAGCUAUUCAACUAUACAGACUACAGAUCUUUUUCUCAUGAUCCAUGAUGCGAAGUCAUUUUCAAAGUAUGCAGUUGCUAAAAAUCAAGAGGCUAUUAAAAAAUUCACGCAAAGUGCAAUGGCUUUGGCUGAAGAGAUUAAAAAACAGAAAAAUCCUCUUUUAAAAACAGAUUUGGAGUAUCAUCACCGGCCACCCCCAAAUAAUUUGUCAUUGGAAAUAUCAGCCCAAAUGAAAAGACUGGAUGCACUUCAUGGCGAGCUUGAAACAAAUAUGGCUGAAUUAGCUCCUUCUUUAGAAAUCAUUAACUUAUGGGAACGGUUAAACAUCAAUUAUGACAACAUAACAGCAAUUUUAAAAGAUAACCCUAUUAUUGAUGAAAUAUUUCUUCGUCUACACACUUUCAUGUGUGGAAACAAGACAAAUAUGACAUUAGAUAUGCUAUCACAUAACCAGUUGCCGCUAAAUAGCCUUCAGUCUUAUUUAGAGAGCAUAAGUAAACAUCCAGCAGAACUGCAUUAUGAGUAUGAUACAGAAAUCAGCAAAGAGUGUAAUGCGAUUUAUGAAAAACUUGAAACGACGCCUUCUUUAAAAUUUAUCUGGCGUAUUGUCAAGCCCUAUAUAAGAGGGAAAAUCAUAUUCAGCCCAAAUACCACAGUUGUUAAAAGAGUGCUUAAAAGAUUAUCAGAUAAAUUAGUUGGUCCCAACUUGGCAUCAUUGUCGAAAGAAGCAGAAGCUUUGAAAUACGAUGCCUACAUAUAUUUGUCAUCUCUACAUGAAUUGACUUACAUCAAGGAAUUGUACAAUUUACAAAACAGUUCACACGAUGAUGGGUUCGAUUCUAACACCCUUCAUUCUUCAAUUUAUGAUUCAGUGAUUAAGGCACAAGAACAGAUAAAAAACUACUAUGAAAAACUGCAGAAAUUUAAAAAGAAAAAC
This is a messenger RNA of Cimex lectularius (bed bug), 1275 nucleotides long. Its product is annotated as ATP-binding cassette sub-family A member 7-like. The annotation marks the transcript as partial. The transcript is spliced from 11 exons. The record is from RefSeq and is a predicted model, not a curated record. NCBI's taxonomy places the organism in Eukaryota, Metazoa, Arthropoda, Insecta, Hemiptera, Cimicidae.